Messenger RNA from Diaporthe citri, 1734 nucleotides. RefSeq lists its product as uncharacterized. The transcript has a single exon. NCBI's taxonomy places the organism in Eukaryota, Fungi, Ascomycota, Sordariomycetes, Diaporthales, Diaporthaceae. Bases 1 to 1734 code for a protein of 577 amino acids. Gene Ontology annotation, molecular function: protein binding. The record is from RefSeq and is a predicted model, not a curated record.
AUGGCUGAUCAACCAGCCAGACCCAAAGAAGACAAGCAGACGUCGCCUCUGAGAUCGAAGAUCGUGCGCUCCCAGAAGAUAUCCUCCUCCGCCGCCUCCUCGGGCGCCUCUCCGUCUCCCUCGCCCUCCUCGGAGCGCGCAGACGUCCCGACCCCCCUCCCAAGGUACGACAACUACCAAGACUCGGCGUCCGCCCCGGACCGUGCCCCUCCUGUGCCGCGCAGCCAUACGCCAGGCCACCUCUCCUCCAAGAGCCAGGUGUCCAGACGCAAGCCCUCCACCUCCGACCUCUCGAUAAGGCAGAGGGCCCAGUCUGCUGCCGCAGCCCCUUCUGCCUCCGCCCCGAACACUUCCUCCAGCGCGCCGCCCCCCGUCAGCAUACGCAACGCCGCCGCCGCCGCCUCGUCCUCGGCUGUGAACAGGCCGCGGGAGAACGGCGAACAAAGGGCAGACGGCAGGCCAGAGUCGAGAGACGAUGCAUCCGCUGGUGGGGCCCGCCCGGCCGCCCUUCGGUCUACGUCAGCCAUAGCAGGCAAGCCGGCACCGUCCGCACCCACAACAGACUCACGCUCGGCCACCAACGGCACCACCCGGUCAUCCAACGCCCACCGCGCCUCAGCAACAACCACCCCGAAACACUCCGCCGCCGGCUCCUACAAGCCAUUCCCACCCCUCGCCUCCCCCACCAACUCCAUCCACGUCCCCCCCGCACCCAGCUCGGGCAUGUACUGGUCACGCGCCCCCGUGUCAGGGCGCCCACACCCGGCCCUGCGGGCUCACACGACAACAAUCAUCGGCAGCAACAUCUACGUCUUUGGCGGAUGUGACAGCCGUGCGUGUUUCAACGACCUCUACGUCCUGGACGCCGACGCUUUCCACUGGUCACAACCAUACGUUUCGGGCGACAUCCCCGUCCCGCUGCGCGCCAUGACCUGCACCGCCGUGGGCAAGAAGCUGGUCAUCUUCGGCGGCGGCGACGGGCCCGCUUACUACAACGAGGUGUAUGUGCUCGACACGGUCAACUUCAGGUGGACCAAGCCGCGGAUCCUGGGCGACAGGGUUCCUUCCAAGAGACGGGCACAUACGGCAUGUCUGUACAAAAACGGUAUCUACGUGUUCGGCGGCGGGGACGGCGUGCGGGCACUCAACGACAUCUGGAGGCUGGACGUGAGCGACCUGUCCAAGAUGAGCUGGAAGCUGGUCUCGAGCCCGACCGACGAGGUCGGCGGCGGCAAGACCAGGUCUCCGGGGGGGAGCACCACCCCGGGCAAGGACUCCAAGCCAAAGGCUCGCGGCUACCACACUGCCAACAUCGUUGAUGGCAAGCUGAUCAUCUUUGGCGGCUCCGACGGCGGCGAGUGCUUCAACGAUGUGUGGGUGUACGACAUCGAGACCCACGCAUGGAAAUCUGCGCCCGUGAGCGGGACGUUUAGGCGGCUCUCACACACCGCGACCAUCGUGGGAUCCUACCUCUUCGUCAUCGGCGGGCACGACGGCAACGAGUACUCCAACGAUGUUCUGCUGCUCAACCUCGUGCAGAUGACAUGGGACAAGCGCAGGGUCUACGGGCUGCCCCCCAGCGGCAGGGGCUACCACGGCACCGUCCUGCACGACUCCCGGCUCUUGACGAUCGGGGGCUUUGACGGCGGGGAGGUAUUUGGUGACGUUUGGAUCCUAGAAAUGGCGGUGCACGCGUAUUAUUCGCAGAUCAGCCAUUUCCAGAUCGAGCUGUAG